CUAGUACAGUGCUAAGGAAGAGUUAGUAAACGACACACUUUACUUUUCUGCGUAUCAGAUCAUAAAGUGUCGAAAGAAAGUCGUCAUUGAAAUUUUCACGAAUCGAGACAUCACCAAUAAAUAAAUUCUGAAAUAUGUUUCUUUUUGUGAUAAUGACGAUGCUCUUUAUUACGAUUGACGCGCAAUUAAACAGGACUUCAUUGCACGAGAUGGAUGGAGAAUCUUCGGAAAAAGUUGGCACCAUCUUGCAAAAAGUCCCUUCGUUACGUAGUAAUCUUCCUUCAGUACGUUUGACCAAUUUCGAAAACAUAGCUUACUAUGGCACUAUUAAAAUUGGAAUUCCACCGCAAAAAUUUCAAGUUAUAUUUAAUUGUGGUUCCCCACAUCUUUGGAUAUUUUCCAAAAAAUGCACACACCCUUUUUGUUUACGACAUUGUAGAGAUAAUAGUAACAAAUUCUAUAUAUCACCUUAUUCUAAUGACUCACGUAGAACUAUUAACAUAGAAUAUUUGAAUUACAAGUUAUAUGGUCUUCUAUCUACUGAUUUAGUGAAAGUUGCCAAACUCACUGUGGCGAAUCAAACAUUUGUAGAAGUGACAGACGCAUCAGACAUAAAUAUAAUAUUUGAUAAAUAUGUAACUAUACAUGAUACACACAUAUUUGGUGGUAUGGUAGGGCUGCUAUAUUUUAAUUUAUAUUAUUUUGCACUUACGAUAACGCCAGUCUUCGGCAACAUGAUUCAACAAGGUCUAGUGUCAUCACGCAUUUUUAGUUUUUAUCUAAAUAGAGACCCUAACUCAGCUAAUUUAGGUGGUAAAUUGACAUUCGGUGGUUCCGAUCCUGCUUAUUACGAAGGAAAUUUUACAUAUGUUCCUGCUAGUAUCGAAAGAUCCUGGGAAUUUACCAUAGAUAGUAUCGAAAUAGAUGGGAUUCCUUUUUGCAAGAGAUACUGUCUAGCUACCAUUGAUACAAGUAUUUGGAGAAUAAUUGGACCAGAAAAGGAUAUUUCAUUUAUUAAUCGAUAUAUUUCUACUAAUCCACGGGGAAGAGUGGACUGCAAUAGAAUUUCUCAAUUGCCUACAAUCCAGUUUAAUUUGGGUGGCAACGCCUUCAAUCUUACCGGUAAAGAUUACACCAUUCGGGGUCCAUAUAAUAAAAAUCGAUGUUCAAGCGUCUUCUGGAAACACAUGGACCCAAAAUAUAACAAUGAAAGUAAAUUUAUUAACUCAUGGAUUCUGGGCACGUCAUUUAUAGGCCGCUACUACACCGAGUUUGACAUGGACAAAGAACGAGUGGGAUUUGCUUUGGCAAAAAAUUUAUAGAAUUCAUCAAAACCUAUAGAAAGUUUUUCAUUGCCUUCUUUUAUUGAACACUUUAUCAAUUUUUAAUAAUUUGCUCAAUUUUCUCCAACAAAAAAAAUUUAAUUAUUUUUAAUCACCAACUGAUAAAGUUUGCGUAUUAUCAAUGUGAAUUUUUGCGUAAUAUGUACAUAGUUGUGCGUCAAUUUUUAACAGCAAUACUUUAUCUUGAAAGUAAUUAACAUGAGCUUAUUGCUAAUUAGAUUGUGCGAAAUUUUGGGAACAGUGUCAUUUGCUAAGAUUCUUGUUGCAUGGCCAUCUAGUCGAUAUAAUCAGUUUAUAUUUUCGAAAUGAUUAUUACUUCUUCAUUAUCAUUCUUAAUCACGCGCACGUUUAAUAAUUUAUUUUAUUACAAUUUGGAUUAAUUAUGAAACAAAAUAUUUAAAUAAUAUAUUUUUAAAUUUGACUGAUGGAUAGAACGGAUCGAUAACAUGGAUGUAUUUCGAAUGCGCGCGUUUGUAUAUACAUCAGUCAUUAAAUGUCGAUAAAUGAUAGCUGUAGUAGUCGAGUACAAUUUCUUCUUUGUAUGUCGCAACGUACAGAAAGAAAUUUACCAGAAAUUUCGAAAAUAUGUUCCGUUUUUUCGUAGCAGCAGUGUUGCUGAUCGACGCGGAAAUCCAAAGUUAAGUUUAUGCAUUGUAUCGUGUGUUUACGUUACGUAUCGGUAUAAUAAAUGCUGAUUUUAUAAAAUCAUUCUCUCUCGUCAUGAUCACAUUCUAUUAUCUGAAAUCCAAAACCUAUGUAAAUGUGAUUACAUUCAUAAAACGCUGAUAAAUCCUAAAUGUU
Molecule: messenger RNA, 2144 nt
Organism: Camponotus floridanus (Florida carpenter ant)
Lineage: Eukaryota; Metazoa; Arthropoda; Insecta; Hymenoptera; Formicidae
Product: lysosomal aspartic protease-like
Exons: 8
Coding region: 135-1322 (395 amino acids)
Biological process (GO): proteolysis
Molecular function (GO): aspartic-type endopeptidase activity
Source: RefSeq, a predicted model, not a curated record